AUGAGUCGAUCACCUUCAUUUUCUGUUAAACAGGAGCUUAGUCUGAAGAUUAAUUUGGAAUCUUUGCAGCAAUGGGUUGCUGCCUUUUGCAUUAUUAGAUUUGAUCUUGAACAAGGUCAGCUCAUUGAAGAGUGUUAUCCACCUGGUUAUCUCUCAAAUGAAGAGGAACUAGAUGUUGCUUUCAGUUCAUUUCCGGACUCUGUUUCCCAGAACCAGAACCGUUCAAGCAUUCAUGAUUGCAUAUUCUUUUUCCGCAUCCAAAGGCGGAAGAGUUCUGAACAAGGGAAUGUUACUUCUUCGGAGAUAAUAGAAAUUGAUGAUAAAGAAGUAUCUUCAAAGUCCAUGAAAGAGAAGGUAUUCAAUAGCAGAAAAACUAGAAAUGAUACCAAAUGUUUGAAAUACUUGUAUGGUUAUGUAUUUAAUAGACAACGGCAUGAUGAGAGGCUAAAGAGAGGUGGAGAACAAAAAUCUGUUGUGAUAUUAUCUCAUAAUCCUUACUCUAGUGUGUUUAGGCCUUUGUUACAAAUCAUGGGUCCUUUAUAUUUCGACAUAGGAAAGAAAGCUCUUGAGCAUAUUGCUGCUUAUGUUUCAAUGUGGCCUGCUCCUGUACCUGGCAAACAAAUUGAGCUUCCUAUUGGGAAUGCGUUGCUUAAAGUUAGCUUGCCACCUGCUCAUAGUCUGCCCUUUGAAAUUGGGAUGUUUGAAGAAUCUGCUUCUGCCAUGGCACCUUUUCUUCCAAAUAAUCAGUCAAUUCCACAGGGUCUUUUUCAUGAUUCAGAUAUUUUUGGUACAUUUCGGGGAAUCUUGUUGCAGCUUUGGUUGUUAUGGGAGUUGUUGCUUAUUGGGGAACCCAUUCUCAUCAUAGGACCAACACCUCCCCAGUGUUGUGAGGCAGUUGCAAGUCUAGUCAGCUUGGUUGCACCACUGCCAUGCAGUGUUGAUUUUAGGCCAUAUUUCACCAUCCAUGACCCCGAUUUUAAGCAUUUGAAUUCACUUCAAGAAGGGGAUACUUUCCCUCCAAUGAUUUUGGGUGUAACAAAUCUAUUUUUCCUUAAAGCUCUUCGUAAUAUUCCCCACAUUAUUUCAGUUGGCAGUCCUGCUCCUAAUUCAAACCGGGUUCCUUUUUCAAGUAGUUCUUCUUCUAGCAGAAUUCCUGGAAGACCAGAAGGAUUUGGUCUUCAUCAGCUUUCGUUGAAGAAGUUUUCUCCUUCAAAAUUGUUGAGUGCUGUUAAGUUAAGGAGAGAUGGUCCUCUUUGCCUUAUGACAGAACAUAAGGAAGCCAUUUGGAGUACCUAUGUUGCAACAACUAAGCCUGACACUUCUAUCUUGAAUAGGCUUAUUGACGCUGGAAUGUCACCAAGGGUUGAGGAGUCAAUGUCAGUUGUUAACAAUGAAAUAUUGCGCCGUCAUUUCUUAGAGCUCACCACCAACUUUUUGGCUCCUUUUGGACCAUAUUUUAGGGCCACCACUCCUUCUGAAGGAUCUAUUCCAUUCACUGACCCUCCCCCUCUUCCUCCAUUUGAUGCUGAUGAAUUUCUGGCAAACUUAUCAGCAAGAGGUGUGGGGAAGUUUUUGUUGAAGAGGAUGAAGUCUAAUUGGCUGGAUUUAUACAAGAGGUUCCUGAAAGGGCCAAACUUCAUACCAUGGUUUCAAAGAAGGCGCACUGUUGCUGAACAAGAACAACAUAGACUCUGGAGGCAGGCAAGAAUGAAGGCAGACAUACAGCUUCUCAUAUCAAAAAUGCCAGAAUUGGAAAUUGUUGAUUCUUUCAGUGCUAUUGAAAGACAUCUCCACGGAGAAAUUCAGAUGGAGAAGUCAGGAAGGGCUGGCGCAGACUUUGCAGAAACUUGCCAGAAAUUGAAGAAAGAUCUGCAGGCAGUGUUCAAUGUCCUUCCCAAAGACAUGCAGCAGCUUUUGCUUAUGAACCCUGAAAGAGCAGCUCUUUUACAAGUAAGUUCAGAGCCAACAAAACUUCCUGGCCGCCCAUCCUUACAAAUUGGGGUUUUAUCUUCCACAUCACCCAGAUAA
Dovyalis caffra is the source of this 2028-nucleotide messenger RNA. NCBI's taxonomy places the organism in Eukaryota, Viridiplantae, Streptophyta, Magnoliopsida, Malpighiales, Salicaceae. The record is from the annotation of a GenBank genome assembly.